Molecule: messenger RNA, 2162 nt
Organism: Aspergillus ochraceoroseus IBT 24754
Lineage: Eukaryota; Fungi; Ascomycota; Eurotiomycetes; Eurotiales; Aspergillaceae
Product: tRNA lysidine(34) synthetase
Exons: 3
Coding region: 12-2162 (716 amino acids)
Biological process (GO): tRNA processing
Molecular function (GO): ATP binding; ligase activity, forming carbon-nitrogen bonds
Source: RefSeq, a predicted model, not a curated record
AAUAUACAUACAUGGCAGGGUCGGGUCUCGCACGCUCUGCAAAUGCAGCAGCUAUCAAUGGCCCUCAAUUUCUCGAGGUCCUGCAGCGAACAUGGCUCGAGUCGCGUCGGUUUUGGGCCGGCGGAGAAACCGCACCUAUCCUUCCCCGGAAAAUAGGUCUUGCCGUCAGUGGAGGAGCUGACUCCAUGGCUUUGGCAUAUCUAUGCAAACAGUGGGAGAGAAAUCACUCCCAGGACUUUGGUGAUCGAGAUGUCAGCGUCACAGCUUUCGUGGUCGAUCACAAAGCUCGCAAGGAGAGUACGCAAGAAGCCAAUACUGUUUCCCAAUGGUUGUUGCAAAUGGGCAUAAAGACGCAAAUUCUGGAGCUGGAGUGGCCACAGCAAAGCAGCGGUUCCUUAUCUAAUAUAACUGCAUUUGAGACGCACGCUCGCCGUCUACGCUUUCAAGCUCUCGGUAAUGCAUGCAGAGCACAGCAAAUUGAAGUCCUUUUGAUGGGCCACCACCAAGACGAUAAUGUCGAGACUACUCUUUGGAGGUUAUGUUCCGGAGCCAGAGGCGCAGGUUUAGCUGGCAUCCCCCCUGUGGCACGCAUCCCAGAAUGCCACGGGUUAUAUGGGGUCUCUGAGAGUGGAUAUACAGCCUUCAUCCAGCCUGACAAGUUACUUGGACCCCGGUCACAUAGCACUCACCAAAUGGAUGGGCACAACAACACCACAAACGAAUCGAAAGCACACCAACAAAGAGCUGUCCCGAUUUCAACAGGCGGGAUCCUAAUCUGUCGUCCUCUGCUUUCCUUCCCCAAAACCAGUCUUAUCGCAACCUGUCACGCAAACAACGUCCAAUUCGUCUCUGACCCAACCAACUUCGAUCCAACGCUCACCCCUCGAAACGCCAUCCGGAGUCUUCUCUCCUCCAACAAGUUCCCCAGAGCCCUCCAGAAGCCCUCCAUCCUUUCCCUAGCUCAAAAAAGCCAAGACCUCAUCAACGAUUCUCGUCACCUCUCCAAUAAACUCCUCCAGCAAUGCAAACUCCUUGACCUCUCCCUCGCAUCGGGAUGCAUUGCCAUUCAAUUCCCAAGCUCCUUCCCCAGCUCUUCUCAACCCUCCCCAGAAUCCCUCCUAACAGCCACAACAUUCUCUCAUCCACCCCAAAAUCCCACCCAACGCCUGCAUCAUAUCCAAUCCCUCACCCUCCGCCGCAUCACAGAACUCAUCUCUCCCUUUCCAGAGAACCACUUCCCCCUCCGCAGCUUCGAAAACUUCACAUAUAACGUCUUCCCAGCGACUCCCCCAUCUAAAUCCCAACCCCCAACCACCACCCCCUUUACCCUAGGCGGCGUUCUUUUCCAACCCCUCUCCUCUAAGAAAUCACCCCCAUCUCCAUCCCACACUCCCUUCAAAGACGGACAACUCACACCUAACCACACAAAUACAUGGCUGCUCACCCGCCAACCAUUCAUGCGCCACCGCCAUCCAAUCCUAUACUUCCCACCUCCACCUCCACCCUCCACCCCUAAACCAUCUUCCAGUUUACCCUCCCCGCAGAUAGAAGAACCGGCCUACACGCCCUGGAAGCUAUGGGACAAUCGGUACUGGUUCCGAUUCGCAAUCGUCCCCGCAGCACCCACUUCUUCUUCUUCUUCUUCUUCUUCUUCUUAUACCUUUUCCCUGCCUGGGAAAUCUCCAACACAGAACCACCACGCAAACCAGAUAUCCCAGACUAUCAUCCCACUUCUCGUACGCCCUUUGAUGCAAUCUGAUCUGCAGAUCCUUCGUCGGGCUAUCGGGCCAGGGAAAAAGAAGAAGAAGAAGAAGAAGGGAAAUAUCCAAUCAACCCAGCUUGCUGGGGAAAUUGAAACGGCUGCUGCUGCUGCUGCUGCUGCUGCUGCUGCUGAUGUAACUGCGUUCUUUGAAUUGUUGGAUCGAGAAGCUCCAGGCCAGUCUCGAUUUACGAUUCCAGUCGUUGCGGUUGACGGGUCGUUUGGUGGACUUGGGCAGAACUCGGACAGACCGGUGGGUUUGCCUACGAUUGAUUUAUGGAUGCCUCUGGCACAGCGUGGUGAGCCGGAGAUUUCGCACACCAAGAAAUUAUACACGAUAAAAUGGGAGUGGAAGUAUAAGAUGAUUGGCCUUGAUUCUUUGGAAUUGAUGAGUUCUUUGUAA